CAAAGCGGAUACGCACGAGGAUGUCAAAAUAAGUAUCAACUUCAGUAAAUAUGUACUCUUGGAGAAGCUUCAGCGGGUUCCAAAGCUAAGUUCGAACGAGCCUUCUACAGAAUAUCAUGUAAACACAUAAUGUUGCCUACUGUUCAAAUACAAGAGCAUCCAAAAAACGGUAUCUAAAGCGGUGCAUCAAAGGAUACGCGCGUGCAGCUCAUCCAGAGUUGACCAAGUUUUGCCCCUAGUCAGAGACAGACUAUUCUGGUAUGACUAGUCGGUUUGGCAGUAAGGAUCUAUAGCCGUUUGAUUCUUACCCGCACAUUUUCUGUUAGUCUACAUUUAAGGUGGAACUAUAUCUAAAGUUUUGAAGAUGAAUAGCUCAGACAUACUUUGCAAUCAUGAUGAUACAGGUGAUUUCACAAACAGCAACUCGUCCUGUGGAAACAGAACUAGUUCCCCGUACAGCUUCAUCGACUUGGCGACUUUUAUGCACAUCUUCCCAUCCAUCUACGGCAUUCUGUGUACAAUAGGAGUAAUCGCCAACAGUUUGGUGAUUUACGCACUGUCGACAUGCAAGAAGAAGAUGGUUUCGGACAUUUAUGUGCUGAACUUAGCCAUCGCAGAUAUGCUGUUCCUUCUGGUGAUGCCUUUCAACAUUCACCAGUUGGUCCGGGACAGACAGUGGGUGUUCGGGAACUUCAUGUGCAAAGCGGUAGUGGUGGUGGAUGUUAGCAACCAGUUCACAACAGUGGGGAUUGUGACAGUGCUGUGUAUUGACAGGUACAUUGCCAUCGUGCACCCCACCUCUGAAAAGCGUACCAUCCAGUCGACCAUCAUCAUCAACCUCCUGGUAUGGUUUGGCAGCGUGCUGCUAACCGUGCCAGUCAUGAUCUAUGCCAGGGUGGAGAGAAAGCGCAAACUUGAGAUGUGCAUGAUGUUUCUGGACGGGCCUGAGGACAUGUACUGGUACACCCUUUACCAGUCCAUCCUGGGAUUCAUUCUGCCCCUCAUCAUCAUGUCCACCUUCUACUCCCUCACACUCUACCACGUCUUCAGAUCCAUCCGCCGUGUCAAGCGCAAACAGUCCGUCUGGGCGAAGCGGGCCACCAAGACUGUGGUAAUGGUCAUUGCUCUCUUCCUGGUGUGCUGGACCCCGUAUCACGUGAUCCAGGUGAUAAACCUGAGCAACAACACGCCAACCAGCCUCUUCGUCUAUGCCUACAACAUUAGCAUCUGCCUAAGCUAUUCGCACAGCUGCAUUAACCCACUCAUGCUGCUGGUCUUUGCUCAGAACUACCGUGAGCGUCUCUGUCGCAACAAGGAGUUGAGGAGCUCUCAGCGCAACUCCUCCAAGACCACCGUGGUAAAGACGGACGCUUCAAGUGUGUCUCCCGACCCUAACUACCGCUGUACCGUCAUCUAAUGCAUCUUUAGAAACUCAUUGUAAUGUUUCCAUGAUUGAUGGAUGGUCUUUCGCUCCCCCUUUGAGUUUUUGGAACAGUG
Esox lucius (northern pike) is the source of this 1497-nucleotide messenger RNA. RefSeq names its product melanin-concentrating hormone receptor 2 (gene mchr2b). The transcript has 2 exons. Bases 365 to 1417 code for a protein of 350 amino acids. The record is from RefSeq and is a predicted model, not a curated record. Gene Ontology annotation, biological process: neuropeptide signaling pathway. Gene Ontology annotation, cellular component: neuron projection; membrane. NCBI's taxonomy places the organism in Eukaryota, Metazoa, Chordata, Actinopteri, Esociformes, Esocidae. Gene Ontology annotation, molecular function: G protein-coupled receptor activity; neuropeptide binding.